AUGAAGUAUACUGAAAAGGACAAAGUACAGAUGGACUUAACUGGUGGAACAUGCCUGAGCUUCUUGGUGGUCGGAGAUUGGGGAAGAAAAGGUCUCUAUAACCAAUCUCAAGUUGCUCUUCUCUAACUAAAAUUAUUUACCAUUGAGAUAUUUGAUGUAUAAUCAGUUAAUGAUUAGAAACUAAACUAUUCUAACUAUGAUGUUAAUUUAAUUAAAAAUAUAUAUUAUAAGAUAUUACAUUUUCUGUUGUUGGCAGAAAUGGCAGAAAUUUUCUUUGUGGACACUACUCCAUUUGUAUCCAACUACUUCAUUGACCCAAAAGAUCAUGUCUAUGACUGGAAAGGCAUUUCACCUAGACUCCAUUACAUUAACAAUCUUUUACUGGAAUUGGAAUCGGGUUUUAGAGAAUCCACAGCAAAAUGGAAGAUAGUAGUGGGUCACCAUACAAUCAAAAGUGCUGGGCACCAUGGCAACGCUCAUGAGCUAGCCAUUCAUCUUCUUCCUAUCCUUCAGGCAUACCAUGUUGACCUUUAUAUUAACGGCCAUGAUCAUUGCUUACAGCAUAUUAGCAGCACUGACAGCUCGAUUCAAUUCUUAACAAGUGGAGGUGGAUCAAAGGCAUGAAGGGGUGAUGUUAAUAACAGGUGGAAUCCACAAGAAAUGAAAUUCUAUUACGAUGGACAAGGUUUCAUGUCAGUUGAAAUGACUGAGACCGAUGUUGAUAGCAAAUUCUAUGAUGUUUUUGGCAAUGCAAUCUAUAAAUGGAGCACUUCCAAGCUAAUUUCUUCUGCUAUGUAA
Molecule: messenger RNA, 798 nt
Organism: Gossypium raimondii (Peruvian cotton)
Lineage: Eukaryota; Viridiplantae; Streptophyta; Magnoliopsida; Malvales; Malvaceae
Product: purple acid phosphatase 8
Exons: 6
Molecular function (GO): acid phosphatase activity; ferrous iron binding; ferric iron binding
Source: RefSeq, a predicted model, not a curated record